UGUUUGCUUGUCAGGCUAAGCAGCUGAAAUUGGAGAAAGUUCACUUGACCCAAAACAAGACUAUUUACUUUACAAGAACCAACAUUCCGCAUUAGUGCACUGGUACUGUACCUGGACGCACGCGCGACCUAUUGCAGGUAAAGAGGGGUGAUUUGAAUAAUAAAUAAACCGGCGCGUGAGGAACAGGUCUGAGGCUCGAGACGCAUUCUAAACGAAAACGGAUUUAUUUUUAAGCAUACCAUCGAUGCACUCAAACAACUGGAAAAUAAAAUAAAACUACGACUUUAACGAUAGGAAGAAAUCUUCGAUGGAAGGGGAAGACGUGUCUCAGAAGUGCUUUCACUUCAAUGUUGGAGGAUGUCUCUUCUCAAUUCCUUUGAACAGGCUAGCUGGUUUUCAGGAAUCUGUGUUGUGGAAAGAAGCCUUCUCUCUGAGCCGGUUCCAAGACUCCAGAUUGUUUAUUGAUAGGGACGGUUGCACCUUCAGGCAUCUGCAUUAUUACAUUAACACAGCCAAGCUAGCUUCAUCCUGUGCAACUGAAGUAAACCUGUUGUCUGAGCAAGCGUCUGUCUUGAACUUAACAUCCUUACUACAGGCCUUAGAAAAUCUUAAGACUGGAAAACAUUAUUUACGUGCACGUCCUGUAGACGUCCACAUUUCUGAAAGAGCUUCUGUGAAUUACUGGAAAACACGAAUAUGCAAUACCAAGUUACCAGAGCUGAUCAGAAGUCCAGUAUCAACAGGGCUGCAUGAUAAAGCACCCCUGGGGCUGAUCGGCACACCAUUGCUGGACACUGAUGAAGAGGUUCAUUUUUGCUUUCUUCUACUGGAUUUGGUGAAAAAGUACCCCAGCCUAGUCAAUGAGGACAACUUACUGUGGUUGUGUGAGGAGGUUGCCAUAAUAGAAUGUGGAUGCAGUGAGUUCAGGUUCAUAGCUAAUUAUCUCCAUACUGAGAAUAUUGUACUGCCUGAUAAAUUCACUGAUUACGAAAUCUUGACUAAUGAAGCAGACAUCCUGGGACUUUCUGAAUUAAUACAGGCUGUAAAGGAACACAGGCAAAACAGUGGGAUAGAUUGUGACUACUAUUCUGUUAACAACCAAGACACAAGUCCUAGUUCUUUGCCAGAAUGUGCAGCCAGACCCCUCUAUAUCAUGGUUCUGGAGUUGCUAGUGAAGUAUCCUGAUUCAGCACUGGGACAGCUCCACGUGGAGAGCAACCUGGAAGGGAGUAAACUGUACAUCACUGGCACCGGUGUCAUCUUUCAGCAUGUCAGGAACUGGUUAGGGACAUGCCGACUGCCUCUGACUGAAAACAUAUCUGAGCUGAGUGAACUUUGCAAGUAUGUGGAUAAACAAGACAAUGCAUAUCAGGCAAUGAAGGAUGCCAUUAAGGAGUAUCUGAGAAGCAGAAAAGAGACGGCUCAAGAUUCAGAAAUCAGAUAUUUGGAGAUGAGAGAAAAAGCUUGGACUGCUAGUAUUGAAAAUGUCACAGUGUAUCAGAUUAUUAAAAUUUAUAUAGGAACUCACUGGUAUGCAACUUAUCUGAAAACCCUGCUGAAGUAUCCAGAGCUGCUUUCAAACUUCAAAAAGGUUCGCUGGAUUGCCUUUGGUCAGAGCCUCUACAUCAAAGGGGAUGGACAGAUGUUCCGACACAUUCUCAACUUUCUUAGAGUUGGCAGACUGCUUCUACCAUCUGAAUUCAAAGAGUGGCCCUUACUUUGUCAUGAGGUAGAAGAGUACCAGAUACCUGCGCUUUCAGAGGCAUUGUAUCAGUGCAGUGCCUAUAGCGAAUCAGGAAGUGAGGCAUCAUUUUCGUCUGGUGGAUCACAUGACGGUUUUAAGGAAGAUGAAGCUGAGAUAGAGGAGGUAAAAUAUGAGGCAUCAUCUUGGAUUCUAAAAGACUGGAAGACUCGAAGGAAGCUACAAUGAAAAUUGCUAACCUGGUGAACUUGCUCUGGACUCGGCAGAUUGCAGCGGAACAGUUUGUUGCAGAUUUACUGAAUAUGGCAUUUUUUAAGAACCAGAAAGAAAUCCAUGAUCAAGUGCUCCAGUGGAUUAAGUUUACAUUGCUGUUUGCGAGGAGAUAUAAUGACUGCAUUGAAAUAUUGUUCAGGGGAUUCUGUAAAUCAGCAGUACUUUUUCCAGAUGAAGACUCGGCUCUAUAUUAGUUGCACAAGGAGUGACCGGUGCCUACGUACAAAUACACUUUAUACCUAAAAGAAGGAACACUUCUCUUGGAGAUGUCAAAGAACUUCCCUAUGGACAAGGGUGUGGGUGUCUGUGUAUGUGUUUCUCU
Molecule: messenger RNA, 2297 nt
Organism: Acipenser ruthenus (sterlet)
Lineage: Eukaryota; Metazoa; Chordata; Actinopteri; Acipenseriformes; Acipenseridae
Product: BTB/POZ domain-containing protein KCTD19-like
Exons: 14
Coding region: 308-1930 (540 amino acids)
Biological process (GO): protein homooligomerization
Source: RefSeq, a predicted model, not a curated record